Messenger RNA from Cornus florida, 3628 nucleotides. RefSeq lists its product as uncharacterized. NCBI's taxonomy places the organism in Eukaryota, Viridiplantae, Streptophyta, Magnoliopsida, Cornales, Cornaceae. The transcript is spliced from 3 exons. The record is from RefSeq and is a predicted model, not a curated record. The coding region runs from base 2322 to 3359 and encodes 345 amino acids.
CCUAAUUUCGCUCCUUUUGGAGUCCGAUUUCAUUUGGAUCUGGUCUUUUUCUCUUUUUCUGGGCUUGGUUUGGGUAUGGGGUGUUAUCCGAUUUAUCAAUUCUUGUACUAAUUAGGGAAUCCAAUUUUGUUGGGUAAAAACAUGUUUUUUUUUUUUUUUUGGUAAUGAUUGUUCGGUUUGUGCUGAUUUUUAGAUGGACAGGUAUGAGAUUUGAGUUUGAAGUCUUGUAAGCCAUAGUGGAGUGUGGACCUAAAUCAACCAAAUUUUCUUGUAAUUGAAUACAUGAAUCCCUUUUCAACCAUAUAUAUUUAUAUAAUAGAAAAGGAGAAAAAGAUGAACACAGAAUUAGAGUGUGGUUUUUUUUACAUUUAAUGACAAUUCAAGACUAUAAACCUCCUUUGGAUUUGGUGUAAAUGAACUAUCUCAUGGUUUGUAAUAUUAUGUAGUAUUUGGUGGUUUGUAAUGUUUUGAAGGUAGCUUGAUUAGUUUUUGAUACAUUUGUGCAAUUCAACAAUUUGAAUGAGUCCCAUGUGCUUUAUUGUGACUGUGUAAUUGUGAUUGAGCAUCUUUUUUAUUUUUUCGAAUUCGUAGAUUAUACAUCCAUUUUUUUUUUUCUUUUUAUUGUCAGCUUCUUUAAUUUUUAUUUGUUGAUUUUUUGUUACUAAAAUUGACUGAGAUAAAAAGCAAUUUAUAUAGUCGGUUCUAGUUGCAUAUUUGUACUUAUUCGGAAGCAAGAUGGGGUACAAGGGAUAAUUCUUCAUUGUUGUUGUCAUUUGUUUCCUUGUCAAAAAGAUUUGCAAAGACAGACUGAAAAUUUUGUCUGAUAUGACUAAUUGUUGAACCUCUUUUGGAAGUUGGGGAAAGGGAGGAGAAAUACCAGUAAGAAACCAAACAAUUAAAGCAGCAAAUGGAUUCUUAAGUAACUUAUCUCAAACAACUGGAAAAGAUUGCCAUGGGUCAAAACAGCAGCGUCAGCUUGAUAAAACGUGAAUUAGAUUUGGGAAGAAAGGAUAUUGACCUCUUUUCAAUGGAGAAAAGGGCUCUGAAUAAGGCUGGAUGGCAAAGAAGAAUUUGUAUAGCUGAUCCGUGCUGUUUGGAAGUUGGGAUCAAAUCCUUCUUGUUGUAUUAUUAUAUUAUAGCCAUGAUCAACAGUUUGCUAUAACUAAUGUUGAUGUAGUCAAUUAAGAUCAGAAAAGGAAGUUUUGUCUUAAAGAACACAGACAGGAGUUACUGUACUAAGUCGUCAUCCUGUGAAAACAUAAUUCUGUUAUUGGGAAUAAACUAAGACGUGUAAGAUGUACUGGUGGAAGAAAUUAUCACUUGAUGUAUUAUAUUACAAUGGUAAAUUGCAGAUGAAGGUUUUUGUUGGGACUCAGGAGCCAAUGAGAUCGUCCAUUGUAUUUUGAUCUGCAAGCGCAUUAGGAUUUUCCCCUCCAACCUGCAUGCUUUUGGUUCUUUCAGGAGGACUCUGAUUAUCGCUUUGUCUUUCCAAGGUGUGCCUCUUCUGAGUGAUUUAGAAGAAGAAACACUUGUGGCGAGUUUGCAUUUGGCCAAUGGUACAAGAAUCCAAGUGGUUUUUUGGUACAACUAAUAGAAAGGAGAGGGAUACAGCGAGGAGUUUGUAUUGGUAUGGCAUCAUGCUGAUGUUGCCAAGACAUUGGGAAUAUUCUCGACCAAUUAUUGUACUUCUCGAAUAUUUCUUCUUCUCUACUCUUUCCAAAUAAAUCUGCAGUUUGAAGUGUGGUGGGGGUUGCUGCUGGAGGUCGUAAUUGACAAUAAAGUGUUUAAUGGCAGGAUUUUGAGCUUUUGUGAAGUAUGCUUCUGUCAACUUCUAGCCUCUGCUAUCUAUGUGAAUACAAUUUUAUUUUUUCCAGGUCAUUUUAUAUAUUAGUUGCACCAGGAUUCUUAUAUCGCAAAUUCGGUAGUCUUUCUUUUCCUUUUAUCAUGUAUUUUACCUUUUAUUAUAUGAACUGGUGUUAAUUCUAAUAGUUUCAGUAUUUUUAUGGAAUAAAUUUGGAAAGAAGUUUGAUGGAACACAGAUGAAAUUUCUCUUAUUUAAGUUAUUAGGAUGUGAUGUUUGUAAUGGCUUUGUUCAAGUUUUUAAUGGUUUAAGAUCAAUUGUUUUAUUGCAUUCAUGAGCCUCUCUGCUUUUGUGCAUUCUGAGUUCGUACUUGGAUUAGUUAUGAGUGUGAAUUGUUCUAGAGAAACUACUUAUUGUCAAUUGUUUCCAUUUCAUUUCUCCUAGUUUAAAUUAUCCUGCUGCUGCCUUGUGGGAGGUGCCAGACGUCUUGGUGUUUGUGCUGUUAUAUUGACAUCUCGACAUGCCAAAGGAAAGAAGAGAUCGCUCUGUGUCUUUUGAUAGGUCCAGAGCAUCUCCUUACUAUUGCAGUUCUAGUAGUCGCUCAAGACGUUCAUUACCCAAAAACUCUUCCAAAAGUGAGGAUAAUGUGAAAGAAUGGGAAGAUGCCCGAUGUCCCGUUUGUAUGGAACAUCCUCAUAAUGCAGUUCUCCUCCUAUGUUCUUCUAAUCAGAAAGGCUGCAGGCCUUUCAUGUGUGACACAAGUUACCGGCAUUCAAAUUGUUUUGACCAGUUCCGCAAGUCAUUUGCAGAUACCUCACCAGCAGUGUCACCACAAGUGCUUCCACAAGGAGAAACUCCUCUGUCAACCACGCACAUAACUCGCACAAUGACUUCAGAAGCAACAGUUGUUGAUUUGCAGGGUGAAAGAAGCGAGGAAGGGUCCACCUCCAUGCAUGCCAUGUCUUGUGAGAACCAAGCGAAGGCAAAGCUGGUGUGCCCUCUCUGUCGUGGGCAGAUAAAUGGGUGGAUUGUUGAGGAGUCCGCUCGCCAAUUUAUGAAUGCAAAAUCAAGAAGCUGUGCCUGUGAGACGUGUGAUUUCAGUGGCACAUAUACAGAUCUGAGAAAGCAUGCAAGGUUAGUUCACCCCCUUGUGCGACCAUCGGAGACUGAUCCAGAACGGCAGCGUAACUGGAGGAGGUUGGAACGGCAGAGGGAUCUUGGAGACUUGAUUAGCACGCUCCAGUCUUCUAUUGGAGAGGAUAGGAGUGAAGAAAGCAGUUUAUCUUUUGACGAUGGGGGUUGGCUGACCGUUUUCUUCCUUAUUCGAGUUUUCCGACGCGGGAGUAAUUCAAGGAGCAGUAGCUGGUCUGGAACCUCGAGAGCCAGAGCACAAGUGACUGUCAGGAGGAGAUCAACAAGACUUUGGGGGGAGAGCUAUGAUGGAGAUACUGUCUCUACAUCGAGGGACGAUGAUAACGAGUCUUCAGAUGGUGGGUCAGGUCCCCGGAGGCACCACGAGCGAAUCCGGCGACAGCCAACACCAGACGAUGAGGCGUGACUGCAAAAUUUUUCAAUUUGCUUAAUUUUCAAUUUGCUUAAUUGUGGAACAAAAGGGAAGAAAUUGCAAGUUCUGUUGUGUAUGCUUUAGAAUCUGUUUCACCGAGCGCGAAACAGAUACUGGUGUUGCGGACUUGCAGCAAUGUGAACCAAAACUCAACAAUUUGUAAUUUAUUUUUAAAAAAAAACAUAAUUUACUUUAUAUACCUUUUGUUGGUGAAUCUAUGUUGCUCAGUGCUUUCUGGUGCGCUGCAAGUAUUUCAUUGAUUA